This is a messenger RNA of Camelus dromedarius (Arabian camel), 6919 nucleotides long. It is a transcript of the gene MYO5B, whose product is annotated as myosin VB. Gene Ontology annotation, molecular function: microfilament motor activity; ATP binding; actin filament binding. Gene Ontology annotation, cellular component: vesicle; myosin complex; actin cytoskeleton. NCBI's taxonomy places the organism in Eukaryota, Metazoa, Chordata, Mammalia, Artiodactyla, Camelidae. The coding region runs from base 235 to 5694 and encodes 1819 amino acids. The record is from RefSeq and is a predicted model, not a curated record. The transcript is spliced from 39 exons. Gene Ontology annotation, biological process: vesicle transport along actin filament; actin filament organization.
CCAGCCGAGAGCGAGCCGGCCGCUGCGCCUCCAGGAAGCCUGCGGGGCAGGUCGAGGAAGAGGGGAAAGAGCCGAGAAACUCUUGGGCAGCCCGGGAAGAUGGCGCCAGGCGGGCCGGCCGUGGACUGAGAGUCGCCGGGGCCGCGAGGAGCCGGGACCUGCCGCACCCCCGGGGCACGAGCGAGGGCCGCCCGCGGGGCACGGCGCCCGGGCUCCGGCCCGGCCUGCGGGGUCAUGUCGGUCGGCGAGCUCUACAGCCAGUACACGAGGGUCUGGAUCCCUGACCCCGAUGAAGUGUGGCGCUCGGCUGAAUUGACCAAGGACUACAAGGAGGGCGAGAAGAGCCUCCAGCUGAGACUGGAAGAUGAAACUGUUCAGGAAUACCCCAUUGAUGUCCAAAGCAACCAGCUGCCCUUCCUGCGGAAUCCAGAUAUCCUGGUGGGAGAAAAUGACCUAACUGCCCUUAGCUAUCUACACGAGCCUGCAGUUCUGCACAAUUUAAAGGUCCGUUUCCUGGAGUCCAACCAUAUCUACACUUACUGUGGUAUCGUGCUUGUUGCCAUUAAUCCUUAUGAACAGCUGCCAAUCUACGGUCAAGAUGUCAUCUAUGCGUACAGCGGCCAAAACAUGGGGGAUAUGGACCCCCACAUCUUUGCUGUGGCGGAAGAAGCCUACAAGCAGAUGGCCAGAGAUGAGAAGAACCAGUCCAUCAUAGUCAGCGGGGAGUCCGGAGCCGGCAAGACUGUGUCAGCCAAGUACGCCAUGCGCUAUUUCGCCACGGUUAGUGGCUCAGCCGGUGACACCAACAUUGAAGAGAGGGUCCUGGCAUCCAGUCCCAUCAUGGAGGCCAUUGGAAAUGCUAAAACCACUCGCAAUGACAACAGCAGCCGAUUUGGAAAGUACAUUCAGAUUGGCUUCGACAAGAGGUACCACAUCAUCGGAGCCAACAUGAGGACCUACCUGUUGGAGAAGUCGCGCGUGGUCUUCCAGGCAGAGGAUGAGAGGAACUACCACAUCUUUUACCAGCUCUGUGCUGCUGCCAGUCUCCCGGAAUUUAAAGAGCUCGCACUGACGUGUGCGGAGGACUUCUUCUACACUUCACAGGGAGGAGACACAUCCAUCGAGGGUGUAGAUGAUGCUGAGGACUUUGAGAAGACCCGACAAGCCUUCACUCUCCUUGGAGUGAGAGAGUCCCAUCAGAUAAGCAUUUUUAAGAUAAUUGCUUCCAUCCUACACCUUGGAAACGUGGAGAUUCAGGCUGAGCGUGAUGGUGAAUCCUGCAGUAUAUCACCCAAGGACGAGCACCUAAGCAACUUCUGCCAACUGCUGGGGGUGGAGCACGGCCAGAUGGAGCACUGGCUGUGCCAUCGCAAGCUGGUCACCACUUCAGAGACCUACGUCAAGACCAUGUCCCUGCAGCAGGUGGUCAACGCGCGCAAUGCCCUGGCCAAGCACAUCUACGCCCAGCUGUUCGGCUGGAUCGUGGCGCACAUCAACAAGGCCCUGCACACCUCCCUCAAGCAGCACUCCUUCAUCGGGGUCCUGGACAUCUACGGGUUUGAGACAUUUGAGGUGAACAGCUUUGAGCAGUUUUGUAUCAACUACGCGAACGAGAAGCUCCAGCAACAGUUCAACUCGCAUGUAUUCAAGCUGGAGCAAGAGGAAUACAUGAAGGAGCAGAUCCCUUGGACCCUGAUUGAUUUUUAUGAUAACCAACCUUGUAUCGACCUCAUAGAAGCUAAGCUGGGCAUCCUGGACCUGUUGGAUGAAGAAUGUAAGGUCCCCAAAGGAACUGACCAGAACUGGGCUCAGAAGCUCUAUGACCGGCACUCCAGCAGCCAGCACUUCCAGAAACCCCGCAUGUCCAACACGGCCUUCAUUGUCGUCCACUUUGCAGAUAAGGUAGAGUACCUUUCAGAUGGUUUUCUGGAGAAAAACAGAGACACGGUAUAUGAGGAACAGAUCAACAUCUUGAAGGCCAGCAAGUUCCCACUGGUGGCCGACUUGUUCCACGAAGACGGAGACUCCGCUCCUGCCACCGCCACGUCUUCAAAGGUCAACGUUCGCUCCGCCAGAACCCCCCUGAAAGCCUCCAACAAGGAGCACAAGAAAACCGUGGGCCACCAGUUCCGCACCUCCCUGCACCUGCUCAUGGAGACCCUGAACGCCACGACACCGCACUACGUCCGCUGCAUCAAGCCCAACGACGAGAAGCUGCCCUUCCACUUUGACCCGAAGAGAGCAGUGCAGCAGCUCAGAGCUUGUGGGGUGUUGGAGACCAUUCGAAUCAGCGCAGCCGGCUACCCAUCCAGGUGGGCCUACCAUGACUUCUUCAACCGGUAUCGGGUGCUCAUCAGGAAGAGAGAGCUCGCUGGCGCAGACAAGAAGGCUGCCUGCAGGUCUGUGCUGGAGAGCCUGGUCAAGGAUCCUGACAAGUUCCAGUUUGGCCGCACCAAGAUCUUCUUCCGGGCGGGCCAGGUGGCCUACCUCGAGAAGCUUCGUGCUGACAAGUUCCGGGCGGCCACCAUCAUGAUCCAGAAAACUGUCCGAGGCUGGCUGCAGAAGGUGAAGUACCGCAGGCUGAGGGCGGCUACUUUAACCCUGCAGAGGUACUGCCGAGGACUCCUGGCCCGCAGGCUGGCCACGCACAUGCGGAGGACCCGGGCGGCCAUGGUGCUCCAGAAGCAGUGCCGCAUGCGGAGGGCCCGCCGGGCCUACCAGAGGGUCCGCAGGGCUGCCAUCGUCAUCCAGGCCUUCGCUCGGGGCAUGUUUGUGCGGAGAAUCUACCACCAGGUCCUCAGGGAGCACAAGGCUACCAUCAUCCAGAAGCAUGUGCGGGGCUGGAUGGCUCGCAGGCGCUUCCAGCGGCUGCGGGGCGCAGCCAUUGUCAUGCAGUGCGCCUUCCGGAGGCUCAAGGCCAAGCGGGAGCUGAAGGCCCUCAAGAUCGAGGCCCGCUCCGCAGAGCACCUGAAACGCCUCAACGUGGGCAUGGAGAACAAGGUGGUCCAACUGCAGCGGAAGAUCGAUGACCAGAACAAAGAGUUCAAGACGCUGUCAGAGCAGCUGUUGGCCGUCACCACCACACAUGCCAUGGAGGUGGAGAAGCUCAAGAAGGAGCUGGCCUACUACCAGCAGAGCCAGGGUGAGGACAGCACUCUGCAGCUGCAGGAGGAGGUGGAGAGCCUGCGGGCCGAGUUGCAGAGGGCCCACUCAGAGCGCAAGGUCCUGGAGGAUGCCCACACCCGCGAGAAGGAUGAGCUGAGAAAGCGAGUCACAGACCUGGAGCAAGAAAACGCCCUCCUGAAAGACGAGAAAGAACAGCUUAACAAGCAAAUCCUGUGCCGGUCUAAAGACGAGUCUGCCCAGAACUCUGUCCAGGAAAACCUCCUGAUGAAGAAGGAGCUGGAAGAGGAGCGCUCCCGGUACCAGAAUCUGGUGAAGGAGUAUUCCCGGCUGGAGCAGAGAUACGACAACCUUCGGGACGAGAUGACCAUCGUAAAGCAAACCCCAGGCCACAGGCGGAACCCGUCAAACCAAAGUAGCUUAGAAUCUGACUCUAAUUACCCCUCCAUCUCCACAUCUGAGGUCGGAGACACAGAGGAUGCCCUCCAACAGGUAGAGGAGAUCGGCCUGGAGAAGGCGGCCAUGGACAUGACAGUCUUCCUGAAGCUACAGAAGAGGGUGAGGGAGCUUGAGCAGGAGAGAAAGAAGCUACAGGUGCAGCUGGAGAAGAGAGAACAGCAGGACGGCAAGAAAGUCCCGGUGGAACAACCAAAGAAUAACCUAGAUUUGGACCAGGAUGUAGAUCUGGCCUACAACAGUCUGAAGAGGCAGGAGCUGGAGUCGGAGAACAAGAAGCUGAAGAACGAGCUGAACGAGCUGAGGAAAGCCGUGGCUGACCAAGCCUCCGAGCACACCGCCGCCCACGGUGCCCCCGACGGCUACAGCCUCCUGCUGAACCAGCUCAGGCUGGCCCACGAGGAGCUGGAGGUGCGCAAGGAGGAGGUGCUCAUCCUGCGGACCCAGAUCGUGAGCUCCGACCAGCGCCGCCUGGCCGGCAGGAGCCCGGAACCAAGCAUCAAUGCCAGAACCAGUUGGCCUAACAGUGAAAAGCACGUGGAUCAGGAAGACGCUAUCGAGGCCUACCACGGGGUCUGCCAGACGAACCAGUUGCUGGAGGCCCAGCUGCAGGCGCAGAGCCGGGAGCAUGAGGAGGAGGUGGAGGGGCUCAAGGCCCAGGUGGAGGCCCUGAGGGAGGAGAUGGACAGGCAGCAGCAGACCUUCUGCCAGACGCUCCUGCUCUCCCCGGAGGCCCAGGUGGAGUUCGGCGUCCAGCAGGAGAUCUCCCGGCUGACCAAUGAGAACCUGGACCUUAAAGAACUAGUUGAAAAGCUGGAAAAGAAUGAGAGGAAGCUGAAAAAACAACUGAAGAUUUACAUGAAGAAAGUCCAGGACCUAGAAGCUGCCCAGGCAUUGGCCCAGAGUGAGAAGAAGCGCCACGAGCUCAACAGGCAGGUCACCGUGCAGCGGAAGGAGAAGGACUUCCAGGGCAUGCUGGAGUACCACAAGGAGGACGAGGCCCUGCUCGUGCGGAAUCUGGUGACAGACCUGAAGCCGCAGACACUGGCGGGCACGGUGCCCUGCCUCCCUGCCUACAUCCUCUACAUGUGCAUCAGGUACGCGGACUACGUGAACGACGACCUCAAGGUGCACUCCCUGCUGACCUCCACCAUCAACGGCAUUAAGAGAGUCCUCAAGAAGCAUAAUGAUGACUUUGAGAUGACGUCCUUCUGGUUAUCCAACACCUGCCGCCUCCUGCAUUGCCUGAAGCAGUACAGUGGGGAUGAGGGCUUCAUGACCCAGAAUACCGCGAAGCAGAAUGAACACUGUCUUAAGAACUUUGACCUCACUGAGUACCGACAGGUGCUGAGCGACCUUUCCAUUCAGAUCUACCAGCAGCUCAUUAAAAUCGCCGAGGGCCUGUUGCAGCCUAUGAUAGUUUCUGCCAUGUUGGAGAAUGAGAGCAUUCAGGGUCUGUCUGGUGUGAAGCCGACGGGCUACCGGAAGCGCUCCUCCAGCAUGGUGGAUGGAGAGAACUCGUACUCCCUGGAUGCCGUCAUACGCCAGAUGAAUUCCUUUCACACAGUCAUGUGCGACCAGGGCCUGGACCCCGAGAUCAUCCUGCAGGUGUUCAAGCAGCUCUUCUACAUGAUCAACGCGAUGACUCUCAACAACCUGCUCCUGCGGAAGGACAUCUGCUCUUGGAGCACAGGCAUGCAGCUCAGGUACAACAUAAGUCAGCUGGAGGAGUGGCUUCGGGGAAGAAACCUGCACCAGAGCGGAGCUGUUGAAACCAUGGAACCUCUGAUCCAAGCAGCUCAGCUCCUGCAGCUAAAGAAGAAAAGCCCCGAGGACGCCGAGGCCAUCUGCUCCCUGUGCUCCUCCCUCAGCACCCAGCAGAUUGUCAAAAUUUUAAACCUUUAUACUCCCCUGAAUGAAUUUGAAGAACGAGUAACAGUGGCCUUUAUCCGAACAAUCCAGGCACAACUGCAGGACCGGAACGACCCUCCGCAGCUGCUGUUAGACUUCAAGCACAUGUUUCCCGUCCUGUUCCCCUUUAAUCCAUCUUCCCUGACAAUGGACUCAAUCCACAUCCCAGCCUGUCUCAACCUGGAGUUCCUUAAUCAAGUCUAAAAAUGCGCAUUUCCAGCUUUGGCUCGAUUGCCAGUGGGAGUAAGAAGGAAGAGCAUAUAUUACAGUAAAGCAAAUUUAAGGAUCUGUUAAAUCUAUAAAAGUAGAUCAAAUCAGAGGUCGAGAGCCUGUGCAGAGUGAACUAUACAGAAUAAGACAUCUGUCAUUAUAUUUUGUACCUACUGCUCAGAAUAAAAACACUUGAAAUAUGGAAGAUUUUUUUUAAAGUAUGAUUGCUGUCUAAACAAAUACACAUCCUAAUCUACAGCCACCAGGUAGUCCCCACAGCAAUACAGAAGGUGGCAGUUUAUAAAAUCAAAACUGCCUAACUUUGAUCUUUGCAUAUAACUGGAGAAUGUCCAAAGUAAAAUGAUACUAAAAGUCACAUAAAUUGCCUUCAGAGGACUUUUGAAUAAACAACGGUACUAAUAAUCAUGGCACUGUCCUACAGCAAGCGACAUUUCCCCUUGUCGACGAACCAUAGGUGUGGAUGGGUUUACGUGGAGACGUUUUGAGGAUAAAAAUACAGGCCUGGUCCUUUUGAGAAGUUUCCCAAAGGUAUUUUUUAAUGCCCAGUGAUGCAGAGACAAUGAUGUAACUGACCUCCAGGCUAAACAGCUUGAUGAUUGGUGUCUGAAGCAAAAUUAGAAGACUCAGCCCUUAAUGUGCUCAAACCUAUUCGUGUAGUUGUGGAUUCAUAGAAGAGUUAUUUAUGCUAAAAAUGCUGCUGUCCCAAACUUAACAUUUGAGCAAAUAGAAAGAUAUCCUUGACGGUUUCCAGUGCUAGUCCCUGCACUUACCGGAUCAACAGAACUUUCACAAAACUAUGUACGUGAAAUGUUAGAAAAGAAUAACUCAUUUGACUUACAGAUUAAAAACCAGACAAGUCAGUAUGAAAGCCUUUAAAUCCCUUAAUGCCGUUACACCUCCAACAAGAACAUCACAAAAUGCACCAGUAAUUCCAGAUAAUCCAAAUAGUAAAGGCAAACCAGCUUCACCUGAGGAUCAGACUCUCUGAAAAGCCAGCUUAAAUUACUACUCCAAAGUUUGGGAGGGUUGUUUUUUUUGUUUGUUUGGUGUAUGUGCUCUUUUUAAAGAGAGAAUUGUUUACGUCAACUUUCCCUUUUCAGGCUAUUUUCAACGUUUUUCAAAUUUACCAAAAAAAAAUUGUAAAUAUCUCUGCUUUUGAAAUAAGGAUUAAAAAGUAGUAUUCAACUGAUGUACAACA